Molecule: messenger RNA, 1494 nt
Organism: Zonotrichia leucophrys gambelii
Lineage: Eukaryota; Metazoa; Chordata; Aves; Passeriformes; Passerellidae
Exons: 3
Coding region: 333-524 (63 amino acids)
Source: RefSeq, a predicted model, not a curated record
CCCGUCGCCGCCGCCCGCCCCGCGCUGCCCGCACGCAAAAUGGCCGCCGGCGGCUGAGGUGGGCCGCGCCGCCAGUGACGCUGCGCGCGGCUAAUGGCGGGCGCGAGGGGCGGCACGGCACGUCCGGGGCCGUGCUUCCCGCAGCGCUUCUCCUUCCUGUCGGGGCGCGUUUGAACGUGUGGGGGCCGGGCGAGUGCUCUCCUCCCCGGGAAGGAUCCUCGGUAGUACCUUCCUCGCUCGCUCGCUCCCGGGGCGGGGAGACACCUCAGGUGCGCCGUGCCCGCGGUCUGUACCCUCAGCCGCUCGCGCCUCAAGGUAGAUGCCAGUUUGCAAUGGGUCUUAAAACCUUCUGGAAGGACAACAAAGUUCUGAUUGUUAUGGGAGCUAGCCUGGGGCUAGUGCACUGGGGCUGGUAUUACUUGAAGUCCAGUCCUAUUUUCCAAGUGAAGACAGAGGAUUUGUCUCCAGACCGUGAGAUUCUGGCAUUCAUGAUGCAAACUGCUCGCAAAAGUAAAGAAAAAUAGCAUUAGUACUUUGAUUUUUGGGUAUAACUAAGCUUGAAGGUUUUCACCUGUCCCUGUUGCCAGAAAAGAUGAAGAAAACUUCCUGGAGUAGAAAGAACUUUCUGCUUGUAGCAGGACUGUCACUUAUCGGUGUUCAUAUAGGAAGCGUGCUUGUAAACUUUGUUGCGAAAAAGUCUGCUCUAUCUCAUUCAGAAGCCAGAAGAGAUCGUCCAUAAUGAAAUAGCUUCCUGCUGUCACUAUUUUUCUGUUUUGCAACAUGAUUUAAGGCUCGUUUUAAGAGAGCUGUGAUGAGUAGUUUCAGGAAUGUUAUACUGUUUCGCACUGAAAAUAAUCCUUACCUGCAAAGAAUUAAAAUGUACCACUCCUAAAAUUUAAAAGUGCAAUGAAUUAUAGAUUCAAGUAAAAAUGCAAUGUGUUUUUGGCUAGAAUUAAAAUCUUACCUUCAGAAUGUCUCGCCUUGAAGCUAAAAAGCCUCCGUUAUUUAUUAGCGAGCCACUAACUAGAGAUGCAGUGAGUCAGUCGCUGUCUCUGCUGAGUGGGAUAUUAAAAUCUUCCUACGGUCCUGCUGGUCGACUCAAGCAGCUGCACAAUGGUGUGGGGGGCUGUGUUUGUACCACUUCCCAGUCCUCAGCCCUCCUGGGGCGCCUUUCCCUCAGCCAGCCCGUGCUGCGUGUCCUGACAGCCUCUGUACGGAACCACGUGUCACGUUUCAGUGACUGUGGCUUGUUCACUGCCAUCCUGUGCUGUGGCUUCAUUGAAAAUUUCAGGAGCCUGAAUGUUGCACCUUUUACUGUCAUUAAAAUAAGCAAGCAUCUUCUGAGUCUGUGCAUGGACCACCUGAAAUCUGAGGCCUGUGGUUGCCGGGUGUCUGUGGAUUUUAGCAGUGUUGAGACCCUUGUUUGUUUGGUUCGGAGCAUUUUAACAAGCAAACCUGCUUGCAUGCUUAAUAAAACUGAAGUUGAUCAUCUCA